Molecule: messenger RNA, 1161 nt
Organism: Triticum turgidum subsp. durum (durum wheat)
Lineage: Eukaryota; Viridiplantae; Streptophyta; Magnoliopsida; Poales; Poaceae
Source: the annotation of a GenBank genome assembly
AUGAUCCCCCCAUGCUUUACUAUAAUGGGGAGCACCGACGAGACUGGAACUCCCUAUGGCGAGUACACCUAUGCUGAGCUGGAGAGGGAGCUGUACUGGCCAUCUGAGAAGCUGAGAAUCUCGGUCACUGGAGCUGGUGGUUUCAUUGGAUCCCAUAUUGCUCGCCGUCUGAAGAGUGAGGGGCACUACAUCAUUGCCUCAGACUGGAAGAAGAACGAGCAUAUGACCGAGGACAUGUUCUGCCAUGAGUUCCACCUUGCUGACCUCAGGGUCAUGGACAACUGCCUUAAGGUCACCACCAAUGUCGACCAUGUCUUCAAUCUCGCUGCUGAUAUGGGAGGCAUGGGGUUCAUUCAGUCUAACCACUCUGUUAUCAUGUACAACAACACCAUGAUCAGUUUCAACAUGCUUGAGGCCGGGCGUAUCAACGGCGUGAAGAGGUUCUUCUAUGCCUCGAGCGCAUGCAUCUAUCCUGAAUUCAAACAACUUGAGACAAAUGUGAGCUUGAAGGAAGCUGAUGCCUGGCCUGCUGAGCCGCAAGAUGCCUAUGGCUUGGAGAAGCUCGCGACCGAGGAGCUGUGCAAGCACUACACCAAGGACUUUGACAUUGAGUGCCGUAUUGGCCGUUUUCACAACAUUUACGGUCCCUUUGGAACAUGGAAAGGCGGUCGUGAGAAGGCACCAGCUGCCUUCUGUAGAAAGGCUCAGACCUCCACCGAACAGUUCGAGAUGUGGGGUGAUGGUCUCCAGACUCGAUCGUUCACUUUUAUCGACGAGUGCGUCGAGGGUGUUCUGAGAUUGACAAAGUCAGACUUCUGCGAGCCCGUGAACAUCGGAAGCGAUGAAAUGGUGAGCAUGAACGAGAUGGCUGAGAUUGUUCUCGGCUUCGAGGACAAGAAGCUGCCCAUCCACCACAUCCCUGGUCCAGAGGGUGUCCGUGGCCGCAACUCUGACAACACACUCAUCAAGGAGAAGCUUGGCUGGGCCCCCACAAUGAGGCUCAAGGAUGGCCUAAGGUUCACCUACUUCUGGAUCAAGGAGCAGAUCGAGAAGGAGAGGACCGAGGGGAAGGACGUCGCCCUGUAUGGAUCGUCCAAGGUGGUGUCCACACAGGCGCCGGUGCAGCUCGGCUCCCUCCGCGCGGCUGACGGGAAGGAGUAA